Messenger RNA from Bolinopsis microptera, 878 nucleotides. RefSeq names its product collagen alpha-1(XXIII) chain-like. Lineage: Eukaryota; Metazoa; Ctenophora; Tentaculata; Lobata; Bolinopsidae. Gene Ontology annotation, biological process: extracellular matrix organization. Gene Ontology annotation, molecular function: extracellular matrix structural constituent conferring tensile strength. The record is from RefSeq and is a predicted model, not a curated record. Bases 8 to 565 code for a protein of 185 amino acids. The transcript is spliced from 3 exons.
AAGUGAAAUGAAGCAUCUUCUCUGGACAUUAGCACUGCUGUGUGUACUGAGUGGAACUGCUGCAAGGAAAGGACCGCAGGGGCCUCGAGGAGACACAGGAGAACCUGGUGCUGACGGAGAACCAGGAGCAGACGGGAGCAAAGGUUAUCCCGGUUAUUGCGACAAUGAAGUGAAGUGUGAAGAUUCUGAAGGACCACAAGGAGAUGACGGGAUGGACGGAGAGGACGGACCACGAGGAGAAGAUGGAGCCAAGGGAGAGCAAGGUGCACCGGGGGAACCAGGGGUGGAAGGGAGUAAUGGAUCCCCGGGGCGACCUGGGGUAAAGGGAGUGAAAGGUGAAAGUGGACGAAUAGCCAGGGACGGUGAAAACGGUAUUGACGCGGCACCGUGCUCUAAAAAGGAAUGUUUAGGAGGGAAGUUGGAAGGGAACUGUCAGGUAGUGGGCACUCUGAAGAACGAUCAACAGGACGGAUAUUGGAAGUGUCCCUCUGAUAUGGUCAUCACCGGCUUUGAGAAAACGGGACCUGGGGAAAAAGACUUUGUGGUUAAAUGCUGCCAAAUUUAACGUGUUGGUUACAAAUGUGAAAUGUUACACGUUGCAUUUGCAACAGUUUACAAUUAUACAUGUAAUGUUGGUAACUGCCUAGUUGACAUUUUGAGCGCAUAAUAGAAAAGUUAAUUACACUAAAACAUUAAAACAUUUUAUAUUCAAACGACGUAAUUUCAAAUUUUAAAAAAUUGCUGGAACAUGGAAAAUUCAUUAUUUUCAUUUUAUUGUCAAAUAACGCUUAGUGCAGUGGUUAUAAAUUAUUCUUUUUCUCGUCAUAUAUCAAUAUGUAAUAUUGUUAAUCGUAUUUUGCAAUUCUGCAAUUGACCAU